Messenger RNA from Opisthocomus hoazin, 4146 nucleotides. Lineage: Eukaryota; Metazoa; Chordata; Aves; Opisthocomiformes; Opisthocomidae. The record is from RefSeq and is a predicted model, not a curated record.
AUGGCUGUCUGGCUGGAGACUGAAAAACAGAAUAGUUUUCAGAUGCCUUCUAGCAUGUCUGUGGCUGUAGAGUCAGGUGCUGUUUUCACAUUUGGAAAAAGCAAAUUUGCAGAAGAUGUUCCUAGCAAGUUCUGGUUCAAAAAUGACAAGCCUGUACUUAUAUCAUGUGGAGAUGAACACACUGCUAUUGUUACAGGGAAAGGUAAACUAUACAUGUUCGGCAGUAACAACUGGGGCCAAUUAGGACUAGGAUCAAAGAACACUGUCAGCAAACCAACAUGUGUUAAAGCUUUAAAACCAGAAAAAACAAAACUUGCUGUUUGUGGAAGAAACCACACUUUAGUUUACACAGAAAAAGGAAAUGUGUAUGCUGCUGGAGGUAACAGUGAAGGUCAGUUGGGAUUAGGUGACACAGAGGAAAGGACCACAUUUCAUUUAAUUAGUUUUUUUACCAACCAGCACAAGAUCAAACAGCUAGCAGCUGGAUCAUACACCUCAGCAGCAGUAACUGAGGAUGGGCAGCUUUUUGUGUGGGGUGACAACUCGGAAGGUCAGAUUGGCUUGGCCGAUGAAGACUGUGUCAGUGUCCCUUGUCAAGUGGAUGUUGGAAAACCUGUUUCCUCUGUAUCCUGUGGAUAUUACCACUCUGCCUUGAUAACAGGAGAUGGUGAGCUCUAUACUUUUGGAGAACCUGAGAAUGGGAAACUUGGAUUAUUGCCUGAACAGCUGAAGAACAAUAGAGUCCCACAGCCUGUACUGGGAAUUACGGAAAAGGUUAAUAAGGUUGCUUGUGGUGGAGAACACACAGUGGUGCUGACAGAGACAGAUGUAUAUACUUUUGGACUUGGACAAUAUGGGCAGCUGGGACAUGGUACUUUUAUUUUUGAAACUUCAGUACCAAAGUCUGUGAAACACUUGAGGAGGCAUAAAAUAUGUAACAUUACAUGUGGGGAAAAUCAUACUGCUGUAAUUGCAGAGAAUGGCCUCAUGUUUACUUUUGGAGAUGGGCGACACGGCAAGUUAGGACUUGGAGAAGAGAGUUUUACAAAUCAGUUUGAUCCCACUCUGUGUUAUAAUUUCUUGAGUUUCACAGUCCUUUUGGUUGCUUGUGGUGGUUGUCACAUGCUAGUUUUUGCUGCUCCAAGACCUAAAGGAUCUGAAGAAAUACUCUUAGACGAUUUAUAUGAGAGCUGUUUGACUGCUACUGUCUCUAAAACGAGUGGAAACACACUACUGACAAACACCUUACAACUAACAUCGGCACGAAUGCGUCGUCGAGAAAGGGAAAAGUCACCAAAAUACAUUGGUCGACUGGCACAAACUCUGCCUCCACUGGGAGAAAGCUUCUUAAAAUCUUCGUUGCCUGUGACUAGCAACACUAGCCCACUCUGCUUUUCUGCAACAAGUCUUCCUAAAGGUGAACCUUCGAAGGAUACAGACCUUGAAAAAGAAAAGAAUCAUCAAAAAGAUAAACCUGGUGAAGACUCUUCAGAAGAAGAUUCAGAUGAUGAAAAUAAUGACAGAAACCUCGGAGAUACAACUGACAUCCUAAAUAUGACACAUGCGAUGAAAUUGAAUCCCAGUGACAAGUCUUUAAAAUUAUCACCAGUCCAAAAACAAAAGAAGAACAAUAAAAAUGUGAAACUGAAAAGAGAUGGUAAGGGUGGGCUGAAAACAAAGGAUUCUGAUUUCAUGAAGGAGGGGUCAAAAUUAGACUCUGGCUCUUUACAAAAGCAGACUUCGCUUUCAGAGUCACUGGGACAAGAUUUAGAAAAAAGUAGUGCCUUCGUAGGGAAGCCUGUGGCCAAAAAAACCCCAAUGAAAGGUCAAUCUGAGCAUGCACAAAGUGUUAGUACUGUGAAAAGGGGUGUUCAACAAAUUACUAGGGACAAAUGCAGAUUAGGGAAGAAGAAAAGGGAAGAAGAAUAUGUGGAAAAUCCUGAAUUUGUCCGAGAGGAUGUAACUUAUCAUCUUCCCACUGAAAAACAAAUUCUGACUGAAAAACCAAAUUCUUCCAAUAAAAAGUCAAAAGCUGUUAAAUCUAAGCAGUCCCUUAAAAUAAAUGUACUUCCUUCUGCAUCCAGGGAUCUGCCCCAGACUGAUUCAUUAAUUGUACAAAAAUACAAUCCUGUUAAAAAGCAAAGAAGUCCAGAAGCAAUAGAAAGUCGUAACAAAAUAAAGGAUGUUAAUGAAAAAUCUGAUAAAUGUGAAAGAAUAUGCAUCCGAGGAGAAGAAGGUAGAGAAGAGCAGGGAGGGUUUAAAAAAAAGGAUCAAUUUUUGAAACAAAUAGCUGUAACUAUGUCGUCAUCUUCAACUGAGGAAAGUAGUAAUGAUCUUGCGAAAUACGUACUUAAGAGCAGGGAAAAAGAAGAGGACUACUAUGAAGGUACAAAGUUCCAGAAGGCAAUGAAAACGGUAGAAAAAGUGAAAAAUUUAGACUUAAAAAAAGAAGACAGUGAGAUUGAGGAGAUGCAAUCUAUAAACAAUGAGAAAGAACGUGUAAAUUCUGAUAUAAAAAGCCUGAAUGAGGAAGAAACAAACUCUGAAGCUAAAUCUGAUGAAGACAGGCAGUUAGAAAUUAGGAAUGAGGAGGAAUCUAGUCAAGAGCAGGAGAGUGAAAGCAGUGAAAAUGGUGAAAGUAAAAAAAACCAACUAGAUGAAACAGUUGACAGCGAAGGGGAACUAGGGGAGAAAGAAGAAGAGAGUGAGGUUGAAAAAGAUAGAGAUGAAGUUUCAGUAGAAAGAGAUGAAGAUGAAGAGGAAAAAGAUAACGAGCAAGAAAGUGAAAGAGACAGUGAGAAUGAAGGUGAAGAAGAGACUGAAGAGAAUCAGGAAGAUGACAAAGAGCAAGGAGAUGAGGAAGGCAGGCUGAUGGAGGAAUAUAUGGAGGAGGAGAAGUAUGCAAAAGAGGAAGACACUGAAAAAGAAAAGGAGGAGCAGGUUGAAAGUGAGGGAAGAGAUGAGAGUGAGGAAGGACAAGAAGAUAGAGAGGAGGAGAAAGAAAAAGAGGUAGAGGCAGAAGAGGAAGGAGAAGAUGAAAAGGAAAAUGAGAAAGAAAACAAUGAAAGGGAGAAUGAAAAAGAUAAAGAGGGUGAAGAGGAGGAGUUAGAAGAAUCAUUGUCAGGGAGGGAGGAAGAGGAGGUAUCCGAAGAAGAACAGGAGGAGGAAGAUGCAAAUAGGAGGACUAAGGAGAUGGGGGAGGAUGGAGUGGAAGGAGAAGGAGAAGAGGGGGAGGAUGAAGUGGGAGAGGAAAGAGAAGAGGAAGAGGAGGAGGAGGAAGAGGAAGGAGCAGAGGCAGAAGGGGAGGAGGGGGAAGAAGAUGAAAACAAGGAAGAAGAGGAGUGGGAAAAUGAAGAAGAGGAAGGGGAAGAAGAAGAAGAUCAAGAAGAGGGAGAAGGGGUGGAAGAAGAUGAAGGAGUAGGGGAGGAAGAAGAAGAGGAAGAAGAGGGAGUUGACCAUGAGGGAGAAGAGGGAGUGGAAGAAGAGGAGGGAGAGGAGGAAAAAGAGGAAGAGGAGGAAGAGGGAGAAGAGGAAGAGGGAGUGGAAGAGGAGGAGGGAGAGGAUGAGAAAGAGGAAGAGGAGGAAGAGGGAGAGGGAGGGGAAGAAGAAGAAGGGGAAGAGAAAGAAGAGGAAAAAGAGGAAGAGGGAGAGGAGGAACAAGAAGGGGAAGAGGGAGAGGAGGAACAAGAAGGAGAAGAGGGGGAGGGGGAAGAAGGAGAAGAGGAAGAGGAUGUGGGAGAGGAGGAAGAAGAGGAAACCCAUGCAGUCAGCAGCGAAGACGUAGUGAAAACCAGCCUGAAAACACCCGUGGUUAAGCUGUUUGAACAGAUGGAAUUGCGCAAACACAAUCAGGAGCAACACAGAAGCAGUUUAAAAACUCGUCGAUUCCAGUGGAUCAACUGGGCUGCAUGGCCGUACCAAUCUGGUCGCCACAGCAGCCGGCAGCUGAUUGCACCUACCACUGACGACUUAGCUGCUCACCAGGGCAGGCCAGCCAGAUAUGGAGGAUUUGUCACCGCCACCAAGUUUCUGUACGGUGACAAGGCAGUUUUAGAUUACUGGAAAAGGCUACCCAAGAGAGGGGCUGUGAGCCCUGAGCUUUCGACGGCAUUGGGACAGCUGGUGGAGGGGCUGCAGCUGCAUUAA